AUGGGUGUUCCUGCUUUGUGGGAAUUUAUAAAAACAGAUGACAGUGUCCGUCGAAUUCCCUUCAAACAGUUGGUAACUGAAUUCAAAACCGAUGCUGGAAGAACGCCUCGAUUAGCCAUCGAUGCCUUUGGUUGGCUUUUCGAGUGCGGUUUUUACGCAGAAAACGGUGUAAAUGACUCACCCAGCAAGUCUUACGGAGGAGACUCGCUGGCGAUUAUCUCACUAUUCAAACGUGUAAACGCUCUCAUUGCACUUGACGUAACUUUUGUUUUGGUGUUCGAUGGACCAUCGAAACCUGAGUUCAAGAAUAGAGCAAAGCUUAAAAAAGUGGUCGAAACUGAGUCGAAAGAUGCCAAUUAUGAGACCGCUGAGCAAGUGGUGGAUGGCACGGGCGCAUUGUUCGAAACCCAACCGUAUGAGUUGGACGACACUUUAUUCCCGGAUAAGCUAAACCUCGUCAAGCGCUUUUUGAAAGCUAUGAACAUCUCAUGGAUCGAUGCUAGUGGCGAAGGAGAGGCAGAGUGUGCAAGACUGCAGAAGUUGGGUUUGGUCGACUAUAUUAUUACAAAUGAUUCUGAUGCCUUCGUUUUUGGAGCCACCAAGGUACUACGCAACCUGUCAAGAUUUUGGGAAGAUGUACCAGCUUCUUACGCUGGUAGUACGAAGAAAAAGGACCACAAGGAGAGCUUCGUCACGAUCUUUGACAUUUCAGAGUUACGAAACUGGAAUCAGGAUCAAAUCGUUCUAUUUUACGCGCUAUUGGGCGCAGAUUAUAGCCAAGGUGUGCGAGGCCUGGGUCCUAAGAAGUCAGCCACUCUAGCUUUGUUAAGAGAACCUGAUUUUGCCUCGGAAUUCACAUCCAUAUUCAAAGAUCCACACUUGGACCCAAGGGAUCGACAGUUGCGCUAUAAGGCUUUUCAAGACAAGGUGUUCAAACACAGUCAAGCCAACAGUAACGAAUUGUUCGGCAGAAAUUACUUCAGAUCGUCUAGUGCAGAAAAUUUUCAAGGCUGGCCUUCUGAAGCCGCACUCAUGCAUUACUUUCAUCCUGUUUUAUCGUCCACGGUGGACUUGGCUAGUGUUGGCGGUGAUUUCAUCAAUAUCAGCGGUAACCUGACUCUUGAUGAGCAAAACUUCCGGCAACUGAUCGAACUUUUGAGCGAACACAAUAUAAGAAGCAUUUCAAACCUGAGAAAGUGGUUUCAUGAGUCCACUCACAACGCCUUUAUUCUCAAGAAGCUUCUGCAGUUCAACGGCUCAGAUUCCUCGCAUUUCAUGAAAAUAACAGACGAGUGGACUUCUGAAUGUUGCCAGGGAGUAUUCCACAUUGAAUAUUGGCGAAUUCGGUACAACACGUUCUUGCCAGGUGUCGAGGAACCGCAGAUCGAAGACUUUGAAGGCAGGAAUCUCAUUUCACGACCUGCCACGAGUAGCAGAAAAACGAGUCCAACAAAAAAACAGCUGGAAAGGGCAACCUACAAAUACAUGGCCUCUGUUCCCAAAAAGCUUGUUCCUGUGGACCAUCCCCUCGUACUGGAAUAUUGUUUGGAACGGGAGAAAGUACGAAACACACAAUCUCCGAGAAAACGAGCUGGUAGAAAACCCACUCCACAGAAAAACAAUCUGGACGAUUUUCUGAAGACCCACACGUCUCCUAGAAGAAAAUUAUCCAGCACGGACGCUCUUGAGAGCGUUGCACAACGCCUAGAGGCUCUUCCCACGAAACGACAACUUUUUGUUGGUGAAGAACCUGACCUGGACGAGUCCGAUGAUCCCUGGGUUGCAGACACCAGUUCUUUGAUUCUAGUUUCAGAGCACGAGUGUCAGACGGAAUGCGCGCCCACGUCACCAAAGCGAGGUUUACUCUUAACGCAGUAUGACGAAGAAUCAAAUUCCGGCAAGGAAGAACGAAAAGAAUCGCCGUUGAAAAAACGGCAUAUUACCACAACCCCAGCGAGAAACCGGGCCAUGAAAAACCCUAUUCUUUCGCAACAUAUAGAUCUCACAAACGACAGUGACGGAUGA
This is a messenger RNA of Lachancea sp. 'fantastica', 2025 nucleotides long. NCBI's taxonomy places the organism in Eukaryota, Fungi, Ascomycota, Saccharomycetes, Saccharomycetales, Saccharomycetaceae. The record is from the annotation of a GenBank genome assembly.